Molecule: messenger RNA, 946 nt
Organism: Arachis duranensis
Lineage: Eukaryota; Viridiplantae; Streptophyta; Magnoliopsida; Fabales; Fabaceae
Product: RING-H2 finger protein ATL29-like
Exons: 1
Coding region: 50-913 (287 amino acids)
Source: RefSeq, a predicted model, not a curated record
CUCCGGCCGCCACAUUUGCCGUGUUGAUUGGUGUGUCAUCAUCUUGCCAAUGUCAUCAUCGGAGGCGGGCUACAAAACGCCCGACGGAGAAUACAAUACCCCCCCGGCGUUAAUAGCAUUCACGUUAGCCGUCCUAGUGUUAUGCUUCAUGGCCUUCAGCGUUGUGUACUUGUGCAAGUACUGCUUUGUAAGCGUCCUCCACUCUUGGGCCUUCCACCAGAGUUUCUCUGGUUCAUUGCUUCGUCCUUCAUCAACAAAUAGGUCUUCCUCAAUAGGCCUUGAUCCUUCCAUGCUUCAAACGUUCCCAACCUUUGUGUAUUCCUCCGUAAAGGACCUCCGCAGCCUAGAAUGUGCCAUUUGCUUGCUCGAAUUCCAGGACGACAGCUUGAUUCGCCUCUUGACUAUUUGCUGCCAUGUUUUCCACCAAGAAUGCAUUGACCUUUGGCUUUAUUCCCACAAGACUUGCCCUGUUUGCCGCACAAACCUCGAGGAGCAUAAAUCAGGAGAAGGAGAAAUCAGUGGUAGCAGUGGUGGUGCUGACAUACGCAUUGACAUAAUAACAGACAUGGCCACCCAAGGUAGUGGGGGUCAUCAGGGUACAGGAGGAGAGGAUCAUUCGUGUAAUGACGAACAUGAUCAUAAUAAUAAUGGGGUGCAGCAAGAACACAAGUUUGCAAGGUCACACUCAACGGGCCAUUCCAUAGUUUUUAGAGGAGAAGAAGAAGAAAAAGAUGAUAAAUAUACCUUGAGGCUGCCUCAACACAUUAUAAGAGGGCGGCACCACUAUUCUAAGAGUUGUACAAGUUUUCAAGAGAUGCAGAUGACGACUUCGACUAGGCCUUGUAGUAAUUGCGGCUUUGUUGAAUCUGUAUCUAGCUGCUCCACCUCUCUCGCUCAUAUCCAAAUUUCUUGAAGCAUCUUAAUCAUUAUCCAAUUACUAUCUCUC